GUUGUUGAUGGCGGAAGGUAUUGCAAGGAGGGAAAAAGAAGGGAGAGGAAGAAAGGAACACCAACUGAAAAUAUUAUUUUUUAGUGGAAAGGGCGUGAAAAUCAGUCUUAAAAAAUUAGAAACAGUCAGAAAAAUGGGGAGAUGUUUGGAGCUAAAACGAAGGGAAUUAGAGGAGUAAAAUUGCUUCCUCUUCCUAUGAGUUGGGGGUUGAUUGGGCGCAAAAAUGAUCGGAAACUUAAUAUAAAAGUACCAGAUAGAAUCUGAUAUUCUUAGAGGGUAUCACAGAGAGUAAUGAUAGGUGUCAGUAAUCCAGGGAGGAUGAAACGUAAGGAAAUGUCAUGUACACGCAUCAGAUAACUUCUGAGAUUAUUAGAGGGUAGUGCAAGGUACCAUUAAUCCAUGAGGGGUAAUGCAAAAUCAAGGAAGUUAGAUGUCUUGAGUAUGUCAGUUCCACCUUUAUUCCUUCAUCUUC
Messenger RNA from Meloidogyne enterolobii, 472 nucleotides. Lineage: Eukaryota; Metazoa; Nematoda; Chromadorea; Rhabditida; Meloidogynidae. The record is from the annotation of a GenBank genome assembly.